AUGGCAGGAGAGAGCUUCCCUUUCACCUCCUCCACCCUGCGCGCUCUCCGACUACAGAGAGAGUGGCUGGAAUGGGAGGACAGGAGGCGGGCUGCUGCUCAUCAGUGCAGAAGCCACCGGAACCUCGCUGGUCCCCAGGCCCGGCUCACCAGGCCUCGCCGCCGCUCCUGCCGAGACCCAGCUGUCCACAAUGCCCUGUUCUCUGGGGACCUGCAGCAGGUCCAGAUCCUAUUCCAGGAUGAAGAAGCUGCCAACAUGAUUGUGGAGACUGUGAGCAACCAGCUAGCCUGGUCAGCGGAACAGGGAUUCUGGGUGCUGACUCCAAAGACCAAACAGACGGCGCCCCUCACCAUCGCUGUGGCCAGAGGCUACACAGACUGUGCCCGACACCUUAUCCUGCAGGGGGCUGAGCUUGAUGCCCGAAUUGGAGGCCGUGCCGCCUUGCACGAGGCCUGUGCCCAAGCCCAUCCCGACUGUGUCCGGCUGCUGCUCACAUUCGGUGCCAAGGCUAAUGUAUUGUCUGAGGAGGGCAUGACCCCCUUGCACCUCUGCACGGCUCCUGAGUCCUUGCAGUGCGCCAAGUUGCUGCUGGAGGCUGGAGCGUCCGUGAAUGUGGCUUCGCAGGAGAGUGAAGUCACCCCCCUGCAUGUGGCUGCAGCUCGUGGCCUAGAGCAACACGUGGCUCUGUACCUGGAGAACGGUGCCGACGUGGGCCUGCGCACCAGCCAGGGGGAGACGGCGCUGAACGCCGCGUGCGCUGGAGCGGAGGGGCCAGGCAGCUGCCGGCAGCACGAGGCUGCCGCGCGACACCUCCUGGAAGCUGGGGCUGAUCCCCGGGCUGCUGGUCGCAAGCGCCACUCGCCACUGCACAACGCCUGCGCUAAUGGCUGCGGAGGCCUGGCUGAGCUGCUGCUUCGCCACGGGGCCAGCGUUGGAGUCACCAACGGGGCGGGCCACACACCAAUGGACUGCGCGCUGCAGGCGGUACAGGACGCCCCCAACUGGGAGCCGGAGGUCCUCUUUGCAGCGCUGCUGGACUAUGGGGCUCAGCCUGUUCACCCUGAGAUGCUGAAACACUGUGCCAACUUUCCUCGGGCCCUGGAAGUCCUGCUGAACACCUAUCCAUGCGUUCCAUCCUGUGAAACCUGGGUGGGGGCGGUGCUUCCUGAGCUGUGGAAGGAACAUGAAGCCUUCUACAGCUCAGUCCUAAGCAUGGAAAACCAGCCAAGACGGCUUCAGCACCUGGCCCGCCUGGCUGUCCGUGCUCAGUUGGGUGGCAACUGCCGGCAGGCUGCUACCCAGCUCCCCCUGCCCCCGAUGCUCAGAGACUACCUGCUGCUGUGUGUGGAGGGACGAAUCCAGUGAGCUCUGAGCAAGCCAUUUCCACUUCCCCCUGCUCCUACACCCAGCCCCGGGAAACCAA
Messenger RNA from Psammomys obesus (fat sand rat), 1423 nucleotides. RefSeq names its product ankyrin repeat and SOCS box containing 16 (gene Asb16). Gene Ontology annotation, biological process: neuronal action potential; intracellular signal transduction; negative regulation of delayed rectifier potassium channel activity. Gene Ontology annotation, cellular component: axon initial segment; synapse; membrane. NCBI's taxonomy places the organism in Eukaryota, Metazoa, Chordata, Mammalia, Rodentia, Muridae. The record is from RefSeq and is a predicted model, not a curated record. Gene Ontology annotation, molecular function: transmembrane transporter binding. The transcript has 5 exons. Bases 1 to 1365 code for a protein of 454 amino acids.